Messenger RNA from Hippopotamus amphibius kiboko, 4090 nucleotides. RefSeq names its product multimerin 1 (gene MMRN1). The record is from RefSeq and is a predicted model, not a curated record. Gene Ontology annotation, molecular function: extracellular matrix constituent conferring elasticity; protein binding; calcium ion binding. The transcript is spliced from 8 exons. Lineage: Eukaryota; Metazoa; Chordata; Mammalia; Artiodactyla; Hippopotamidae. Bases 68 to 3718 code for a protein of 1216 amino acids.
UGUCAAAAAGGCUAGAAGGACUGUAUCCCCCAAUUUCACAUGAGCUUUCUAGCUUCAAACUGCUGAAAUGAAAGGAGCAAGGCUAUUUAUCCUGCUUUCUAGUUUAUGGAGUGGGGGCAUUGGGCUUAACAACACUACGCAUACUUGGACUAUAUCCGAGGAUGAGAACUCCCAGAAGAACAUGACCUCUGCUUCGGUUCCUCUAAGCAAAAUGCAAAGUCUCCAGGUGCUGCCAACCACCCAGAUCACAUCAGCGGAGACGGCCACAGCUCCCGAGGCAAGCACUUCUGAAGAGAGUCUUCUGAAAUCAACACUUCUUCCCUCAGAGACAAGUGCACCUCCUGAGGAUGUGAGAAACCAAAUUCGCAUACCCACAGAGAAGACAGAAGAAGUGGUGCUGAAGUUACAAACCCUUGCCCUCCCAACCAAAUCUAGCAUCAAGUUCAGUCCCAAAGCAGAGUCAGUGGUCCUUUCCAAUUCCACCCUGAAAUUUCUUCACAGCUUUGCCAGAAAGUCGAAUGAACAAGCCAUUUCUCUAAACUCAGAUAGAGGCAUGGGAAAUCGAUCCCCACGGGAAACGUACCUCAGCAGAGGUGACAGCCCUCGAAGCCAAAGGACCAGCUACCAAAAAUCAAGUUUUGAAACAACUAGAGGAAAGAACUGGUGUGCUUAUGUACAUACCAGAUUGUCUCCAACAGCGAUACUGGACAACCAAGUCACUUAUGUUCCAAGUGGCAGAGGGCCCUGUGGCUGGACCAGUGGAUCCUGUCCUCAGAGAUCCCAGAAGAUACAAAAUCCUGUGUACAAGAUGCAACAUAAAAUUGUUACCUCAUUAGAAUGGAAGUGCUGUCCUGGAUUCAGUGGACCAAAAUGUCAGCUAAAAGCCCAGGAACAACAGCAGCUGAUACACAGCAACCAGGCUGAGAGUCACGCCGCAGUGGGCCGAGGGACACCCGAGCAGCAGCAGCAAGACUGUGGUGACCCAGCAGUGACACAAAAAAUGACUGACCAGAUGAACUACCAGGCAAUGAAACUGACCCUCCUGCAGAAGAAGAUUGACAAUAUUUCCUUGGCUGUGAGUGAUGUAAGGAACACAUACUCCUCACUAGAAGUGAAAAUCAAUGAAGACAAAGGCAGGGAAUUUCAAUCUUUUCUAAAAGGUCUAAAAUCCAAAAGCAUUAAUGAUCUGGUAAAAGAUAUAGUAAGAGAACAAUUUAAAAUUUUUCAAAAUGAAAUGCAAGAGACCAUAGCACAGCUCUUCAAGACUGUAUCAACUCUCUCAGAGGAACUUGAAAACACCAGACAAAUAAUUCGACAAGUUAAUGAAUCCAUGGUUUUAGCAGCAGUCCAGCAAAAGUCUGUUUUAAUGCAAGAAAAUAGGCCCACUUCGACUGAUAUACUGGAUCUAAAAAAUCGCAUUGUAAAUGUAAAACAAGAAAUGACUCUUACAUGUGAAAAGCCUAUUAAAGAACUAGAAGCAAAGCAGACUCAUUUAGAAGGUGCUUUAGAACAGGAGCGCUCAAGGAGCAUUCUGUAUUAUGAAUCCCUCAACAAGACCCUUUCUAAAAUGAAGGAAGUACAAGAGCAUCUUUUAUCAACUGAACAAGUAUCAAAUCAGAAGAGUGUUCCAGCUGCUGAAUCAGUUAGCAAUAAUGUCACUGAAUACAUGUCUACUCUACAUGGGACUAUAAAGAAGCAGGGUUUGAUGCUGCUGCAGAUGUUUGAUGAUUUGCACACCCAAGAGAGCAAGAUUAACAAUCUCACCCUUGCUUUGGAGAUGGAGAAAGAAUCUGUCAAAGAGGAAUGUGAAGACAUGUUAUCCAAGUGCAGAGAUGAUUUUAAAUUUCAAAUUAAGGACACAGAAGAAAAUUUACAAGUUUUAAACCAAACAUUGGUUGAGGUUCUCUUUCCAAUGGACAAUAAAAUGGAUAAAAUGAAUGAGCAACUAAAUGAUUUGACUUACGAUAUGGAGAUUCUUCAACCCUUGCUUGAGCAGGGAACAUCCUUUAAAGAGACAAUGACAUACGAGCAACCAAAAGAAGCAGUAGCUACAAAGAAAAAAGUGGAAAAUCUGAUUGUUGCUGUUAACAGUCUAAAUUUUCUCAUCAAAGAAGUUACGAAAAGACACAACUUACUUAGAAACGAAGUGCAGAGUCGUGCGGAUGCCUUAGACAGACGUAUCAAUGAACGUGCCUUAGAAAUGGAAGAUGGUCUAAAUAAGACAAUAACUGUUAUAAAUAAUGCUAUUGACUUCAUUCAAGAUAACUACAUGCUAAAAGAGACUUUCAAUACAAUAAAGUAUAAUCCUGAGGUACAUCACAAAUGUAUCCAAAAUAUGGAAACUAUUUUGACAUUCAUUUCUCAGUUCCAACAAUUGAAUGAUUCUAUUCAGAUUUUGGUCAAUGAUAAUCAGAGAUAUAACUUUGUUCUGCAAGUUGCCAAGGCCCUUGCAUAUAUUCCUAAAGAUGAAAAACUAAGUCUGUCCAACCUCCAAAAGAUUUCUCAAAUGUUCAAUGAAACCAGUUUCCAAGUGAUAAAAUACCAGCAAAAUAUGAGUCAUUUGGAGGAAAAACUACUCUCAGCCACAAAACUUUCCAAAGAUUUUGAAACUCGGUUGCAAGGCAUUGAGUCUAAAGUGACCAAGACGCUCAUACCUUACUAUGUUUCACUAAAAAAAGGCAGUAUGGCUACAAAUGAGAGAGACCAGGCUCUACAACUGCAGGUAUUAAAUUCCAGAUUUAAAUCACUGGAAGCAAAAUCGAUUCAUCUUUCCAUUAAUUUCUCUUUACUUAACAAGACUCUCUAUGAAGCUUUAACAAUAUGUCAUGAUGCUUCUACAAGUAUAUCAGAAAUGAAUGCUACCAUACCCAAGAGGAUAAAAGGUUCCCUACCAGAUAUUCAGCUUCUUCAGAAAGGUCUGACAGAAUUUGUGGAAUCAGUAAUUGAAAUAAAAACUCAAAUUGCUUUAUCUAAUUUAACUCGGUAUAUAAAUCAAUCAUUGUCUGGUAGUCUUGCAAAUGUUGUCAAGUCACAGAAGCAAAUAAAACCAUUGCUGAAGAAACCCAAUACACUUAAGAAAUCAGCAGUGAAUCUGACCACUGUCCUGAUAGGUCGGACUCAGAGAAACACAGACAACAUUCUACUUCCUGAGGAGUAUUCAGACUGUAGUAGAUCCCCAUGCCAGAACGGGGGCACAUGUAUAAAUGGAAGAACUAGCUUUAUCUGUGCUUGCCGACAUCCUUUUACUGGUGACAACUGCACUGUCAAGGUGGUGGAAGAAAAUGCUUUAGCUCCAGAUUUUUCAAAAGGAUCUUACAGAUAUGCACCGAUGGUGGCAUUUUUUGCAUCUCAUACUUAUGGGAUGACUACACCUGGUCCUAUCUUAUUUAACAACUUGGAUGUCAACUAUGGAGCCUCAUAUACUCCAAGAAGUGGAAAAUUCAGAAUCCCCUAUCUUGGGGUGUAUGUAUUUAAGUAUACCAUUGAGUCAUUUAGUGCUCAUAUCUCUGGAUUUUUAGUGGUUGAUGGAGUAGACAAGCUUGCAUUUGAGUCUGAAAAUAUUAACAGUGAGGUACACUGUGAUAGGGUUUUGACUGGGGAUGCCUUAUUAGAAUUAAAUUAUGGGCAGGAAGUGUGGUUGCGCCUUGUAAAAGGAACAAUUCCAGCCAAAUUUCCUCCUGCUACUACAUUUAGUGGUUACUUAUUAUACCGUACAUAAAUUAGCAUGAAAGACAGACUGUCACCUUUACUGAGAAGCAGCUAGUGUUUUACUUAUCUUUGCAUGCACAUCUGAUCUGUUUUUGGUUUUUCCACAUGAAUGAAAACUAGCUUCUUUUUAAAAUCUGAGUAAGGCUGUAAGUUUAUUUCAUAAAAAUUAUUUGAAUCUCUUUUGGACAACCUGUAUAUGAAGGAUUUCUUGCUCCUAAAGAGAUUUGAUGGCAUAGAAAACAAAGUGUAUUUGUUAGCAUAAACAUUCCUAUUUUUAUUUUUUCAUGUUAAGGCAUCUCAAUGUAGAGGAAUAUAUAAAAUGACAAUCACUCAAUAUCGCCAAUCACAGUAGUUUUUCCACUAGAACAUUUAACUUUUGCUA